Messenger RNA from Erinaceus europaeus (western European hedgehog), 1026 nucleotides. RefSeq names its product Fas associated via death domain (gene FADD). Gene Ontology annotation, molecular function: protein binding. The record is from RefSeq and is a predicted model, not a curated record. Gene Ontology annotation, biological process: signal transduction; regulation of apoptotic process. The coding region runs from base 60 to 632 and encodes 190 amino acids. The transcript is spliced from 2 exons. NCBI's taxonomy places the organism in Eukaryota, Metazoa, Chordata, Mammalia, Eulipotyphla, Erinaceidae.
GCACUUCCGGCGCGGCCCCCGGCCGGAGCCGCCGGAACGUCGGGAGCCGCGGCGCCCCCAUGGACCCGUUCCUGGUGCUGCUGCACUCGGUGUCGGCCGCGCUGGCCAGCGAGGAGCUGACGCAGCUCAAGUUCCUGUGCCGCGACCGCGUGGGCAAGCGCAAGCUGGAGCGCGUGCAGAGCGGCCUGGACCUGUUCGCGGUGCUGCUGGAGCAGAGCGAGCUGGACGGCCGCCGCCCCGCGCUCCUGCGCCAGCUGCUCCGCUCCCUGCGCCGCGACGACCUGCUGCUCCGCCUGGACGCCUUCGAGCGCGAGCGCGCCGACGCGGGGCCCGGGGACGCAGAGCUGCGGGCCGCCUGCGACCUGGUCUGCGAGCACGUGGGCCGCGAGUGGCGGCGCCUGGCGCGGCAGCUGCACCUGCCCGAGACCCGCAUCGAGGCGGCCGAGGAGAAGCACCCGCGGGAGCUGCGCGAGCAGGUGCGGGAGGCGCUGCGGGCCUGGAGGGACGCCCGCGGGGAGGCCGCGUCGGUGGACGAGCUGCUGGCCGCGCUGCGGGGCUGCGGCCUCAACCUGGUGGCCGACCUGGUGGAGGAGGCAAGGCCCGGCCCGCCCGGCGCCCCGGAGACCCCGUGAGGGACCGACGUCGAGGGACGGAAGCGGAGGGACAGAUGUCCCGCGGGCCGGCCUGGCGGGUCAUGGCGGCUCGUCAUCACCUGCCCCGGGCACCUCCCACCUGGACGCCCGGUGCCCGCGGAGCCAGAGCUGGGCAGAGGCCGCCCCUGGACGCAGCGGCUGCGGGAGGAGCCCGGACCUCGGGCGGGAGGGGACGCACCGCCCUGCGCCAGCCCAGCUGGAGGACCCGGUCCGAGCCCCUGUGGGCCUGGGCCUAAGAGAGCCCCCCCCACACACACUGCCCGGGCUCGGGCCCUGGCGCCACCUGCCGGGCCCUGCGGCGCCGGUGGACGUCUGGAUGUCUGUCGGUGGGAGAGGCACCGCGGCUCAGCAAAAAUAAAGCCCAUGGACGCUG